Molecule: messenger RNA, 788 nt
Organism: Thalassophryne amazonica
Lineage: Eukaryota; Metazoa; Chordata; Actinopteri; Batrachoidiformes; Batrachoididae
Gene: chp2
Product: calcineurin-like EF-hand protein 2
Molecular function (GO): calcium ion binding
Source: RefSeq, a predicted model, not a curated record
GUGUCCAUCAGGACUCAGUGGGCCUCUAUCAGGCCCCAGCGCAGUCAGACACACACAGCUACAGAUAACCCGUUCAAAGUACAACAGCUCGGCAGCUGCUUGCAGGAAACUCAAAUCCAAAAAUCUGUUGUGGUGGUGCAGCAGAAGGGAUCCAGCAGCUCCAGCGUGGACAAGAUCCUAUGCACAGGAGCUCAUGCAGGAAACUGGCUUCUCACCUGCCCAAAUCCUCCGUCUGUAUGAGAGAUUUGAAUUUUUGGACCAGGAAAAGAAUGGACAUCUCAGGCCAGAGGAUUUUGAAGCAGUAACGGAGCUGGCUCUGAACCCCACUGGAGACAGAAUCAUUGGUUCCUUUUUUCUUCCUCAGGAAACUGUGGACUUCCCCUCCUUCGUCAGGAUUUUGGCUCAUUUCCGUCCUAUUGACGAGAACCAAAGCCAGAGAGGAGCAACAGCAGAUCCCAUCAACAGGACCAGCAAACUCAAAUUUGCCUUCCAGUUAUAUGACCAGGACAGGAAUGGGAAGAUUUCCAGAGCAGAGCUUCUUCAGGUGCUGCAGGAGAUGAUGGGGAUGCAGGUGCCGGAGGAGCAGCUGCAGUGCAUCACUGAGCGAGCGAUACAGGAGGCAGACCUGGACAAAGAUGACGCCAUCUCAUUCGAAGAGUUUAAGAAGUCACUGGAGAAAGUCGACAUUGAUAAUAAGAUGAGCAUUCGCUUUUUGAGUUGAAGACGCUCUCUGACACCCUGUCAUGAUGUGGGGACUUCCUGAUUUCUUGAGGAGACACCUGACAUCC